Messenger RNA from Tetrahymena thermophila SB210, 3297 nucleotides. RefSeq lists its product as hypothetical. The record is from RefSeq and is a predicted model, not a curated record. Lineage: Eukaryota; Ciliophora; Oligohymenophorea; Hymenostomatida; Tetrahymenidae. The transcript has 3 exons.
AUGAGAUCUUCUUUUAAAUCAUAGUCUAGAAACCAAGUAUAGUAUAUUAAAAAGGAAGCUCUAUAAGAUGAUAAAACACCAAAGUACGAAGAAGUCAAAAUUUCAUAAGUUAAAAUCAAUGAAGCCUCUACUUAUGUUUAAAAGGAAAGCUAACCGAUUAUUCAUUCUAAUAAUUCAGAAUAAGUCUCUAAGCCUUCUGAUAAACCACUUGUAGAGUAAUCAAAUAAUUUAGAACAAGACAGCACCAGCUAGCAAAGAUAACAAAAACCCGAUAGAGCUAAUAAUAAUAAUAAUAAUAAUUAAUAAUAACGCAAGUAAGGACAGAGAAACAACAGACACUUUAAAACUACUUACGUUCCUAAGAAAUUGCUAUAAAGUGAAAUUGACUAAUCUUAAGCAGGUCAAGAAAGUAAUAAAACUGACAGUCAAACUCAGUCAAACCAAGGUUAAUCAAAUAAUUUAAAUGAAAGCUAAGAACCAUCAAAUAAUUUAUAAAUGAAUGGGAGAUAAAGCUUAUAAGGAAACGGUACAAACACAUAAAAGUAUAGAUAUAAUUAUAGAAAUGGAUCUGUUUAGCCAAAGAAUGAGAGAUAUUCUUAAGGCGGCAGUAGCCAAAUUUAAAAUUAGACCAAAAGCAGUUUAUUUUAUUAACUCAAAUCAGACCAAACAAAUGCAACUAAUGAAGGUAAUUAAUUCGAAGAUAGUCCUCAAAAGAACCAAAAAAAUUUUCAACGCGACAACUUAAGAAAAAGUGAAAAAGAACCUAAAACUACCCAAAAGAAAGAUUAUGCUUAAAUUCAAGCUAUGUUAAAAAGAUAAAAUGAUAAUAUGAUUGCUAGAAAUAAUAGAAGAAAUCAUUCAAUCGUUAGAACUCCAGAUGCUCAUCUUUUGCUCUCUUGCAACUGGGAUGGAAUCGAAAAUGUCGAACAAUCUUACGAAUUAUUAUAGAAGAAAUCUUAGGACGUUAGCAGUUUUUGCCAAUAAGAAAAUUCCACUAGCUAGGCAUUCCCUUCACUAUUAGAUGACAGUUCUAGAUUAAGCAAAUUCGCUCCUUCAUCACUUAGACCUAGCAGAAAAGCAUCAAUUUCGAGCUCAGAAACAAAUCCACAGGAUUUGACAAAUUAAAUUCAUUAAAUUGCCUAAGAAUUACAGUAAAAUUAGGAAUAAUAGGUAGAGAAGCCCGUUCAUGUUCAUGAUAUUUAAGCUUUACAAGAAGUAAAAUAAGAAGCAAUUAUGGAAAGUGAGGAGUUUAAUUACAAAGAAGAAGAAAAAACUAAAUAAGCAAAAAGUACAAAUGCAACUCCAAGCUCAAAAGAAAACAAAAAGAACAAUCAAAGAUAAUCAAAUAAAAUUUAAAGAGAAUCAAUAAAUAAAGGUCGCAAAUCAAACACUAUCAUUUAUGUAAGGAAAGAAAAUGUUCAAAAAGAGCAAACACCUUCAAAUUAAAUGAACUAAAAGAAAAGUGUUGUUUAUGAAGAAAAAGUAGAAGUUGUUGAAUAGUAAUAGCCAUAAUAAAUACAACAACAACAACAAUAAUAAUAACAAGAAGAAAAAGAAUAUCCAGAUAUCUUAAAUGAUAUCGAAUUUGAAAUGGAUUUAGAAAUUAAUCCUACUUAAUAGACAAGAAGAAAUCAAAAUAAGAAUUAAAGAUAAGAAAGGGAUUUAUAGAAUGCUAAUUUUGAUGGCUAGCUUAUUGCUGAAUAACAGUAAGCAGAUCAUGAAUCUGAGCAAAAUAAGAAGGAUUCAUCAAACUCUUAAGAUCAUAAUGAAAAUGAAGUUUAUCCAAGAAUUUCUAAUUUGGAUGAGUAUGUUCCUGUUUAGUUUACUGCAGAGUAACAAGAAGCUUUUGAAAAAGGUGAAUAUUAGGAAUUGUAAAAGGAGAUUGACCAAUUCUAAAAGCAAGAUUAAUAAAUAUAAAAUGAGUGCAGAGAAGAAAAUCAAAGAGAAAUCUCAAGCGACGUAAUUUUAUAAUAGAAGGAAGAAGAAGAUUUUGUACAAAUUGAAGAAGAAGGUUUAGCUUCUAAAAUUUCUUGCUAAUCUCCACCUCCCACUGAAAAUUUAACUUAGUAAGACGUUGACGCAGCCUUAGAAAAAUUUGAGGAAGAAAAUUAGAAUCAACAUCACUUAUCAAAGUUUGGUUAGUAAUAUGAAACAGAUUUAGAGUAGAAAGUCUUAGAGUAACUUUAAAAGAAGCACAUUAUAGAGCAAAAUGCAGAAUAAGUUGAUGAAAAUAACAAAUCACAAACUAUAACUGAAAACAAGACUGAUGAUUAGAAUAGUAAUCAAAUAAUUGAAAAAAAUACCUAAGAGUAAGACAAUAAAAACAUUAAUGGCUAGCAAAAAGAACUUGUAGAAGAAGAAAAAAAUAUUAAAAAUGGAAUAGAAAAUGUAUAAACUGAAUUAACUUAAGAAAAAUUGACUGUAAUUGAUAAUUAAGCUAAUUAAAGCAAUAAUUAAAUGUAAUACACAGCUAAUAUCGUCAUAGAAGAAAAUGAAAUUCAAGAAGCAUUUAACCACUUUUAAUAGGAGCAUUAAAAUUUAGCUUCAAAAAAUGAAGAAGAAAAUGUUGAAAUCAUCACCCAAAAAUAAAAAUCUCAAGACAAAAGAGAAGAAGAGGUUUAAUAGUAAUUAGAAGAAGAAGAAGAAGUUUAAUAAUAAUUCGAGGAAGAGGUAGAAAUUUUUGUAAGCAGCACAGAAUAGACUAGAAAUCAUAACUAAAAUAAAUAAGAAAGAGAUUUAUAAUCUCAUAAUGGUCAACAAUUAGAUGAUCACUUCAAGUAAGAAGAAUAAGCAGGAAAUUAAAAUUAAUCUUCUCCAAGCAAAAACGAAAAAUAAGUUAAAGAAUAAAAAACAAUUGACGAACUUGAUAAACAAUGCGAAUAUUUUAAUGCUAAUUCAAACUACAGUAGUGAUAAGUAGAACAACACCCAAACACAAGACGACACCUCCAGUGCAAAACAUAUUGAAAUGAAUGGAUUUUUACUUGAAGUUUAGAGUGAUAGAAAUUUUGAUGAUUCCAACCACGAUCUUAAUUCAGAAUAUCCCAAGACAGAAGCUCCUUAUAGGAGAAAAACUAGAUUUUUACAGUAGUUCUCAGAUAACUUGAAAGACAUAGGCAAAAAUAAUACUUGCUUAGUUAACUCUUUGGGCUCGAACAUUGUAACUACAUUUGCUGGAUAUGUUUGCAACAAAAUAGUUACAUCUACUUUACUCAAAAAUGGUAAAUUAAACCAUUCUUCUGGUAACAGAAUGCUCUUUAGUUCAUUCUCUUCAUUAAACUCUUCUUUAAAGAAUUGA